Molecule: messenger RNA, 2896 nt
Organism: Clupea harengus (Atlantic herring)
Lineage: Eukaryota; Metazoa; Chordata; Actinopteri; Clupeiformes; Clupeidae
Source: RefSeq, a predicted model, not a curated record
UAGUGAUAAGGCAAUGUAUUAUAUCAUGUGUAAUGGGAUUACAAUGUACAGUGUAAAACACUUUUCUGAUAUGUAUAAAUUCAAUGAACAUAUAACUAAAUCAUGAAAAUAUGUGUAGUUUAAAAUAAAAGUCUUGCACAGACGUGUAAUCGGUACAAAUAUUACAGCAAAAACAAAAUCACUUCAACACAUUCGAUCAACAAAGCCUUCACGAUGGCAUGGGCGGUGCUACUUUCAUUUCUGCAUGUGCACACUGGCAUGCAGACAUGCAUCUUCAUAUGCAUCGGAGACAGCUUCAUGACCACAGCCCUCACCAAUGUGCUCUGUGAAUCGUCAGACAGGAAGCUCCAACAAUAUGAGGAUAUAAAAAGAGAACAUCUGAAAAAGGAAACUCAUGUAAGCAAGACACACCGUUAAAUCUAACUAAGAUAACUAGGAACAGUUAAAUCACAGGAACCAGGUUCUCCUUACCUCAGGUAUUAUUGCAUUCAGACAUCACCAUGGGUACACCAAAGGGCAAAGAGAGGAAGCCAUUCAUCCUGGAAGUGGAUGACAGGACUGACGAAGAGCGUGCACAGAGCAAAGAACAGGAAGCAAAGGAUCACUGGGCAUCUGCUCUUCGACUGGGUCCAACUGAAAAAGACAGAAGCCCUAUGGACUCUGAAUAUCAAGAGGACGUAGGAGAGACCACUCCGCAGAUCAAAAUCAACAGGAAUUUCCUCAAGGGUAUCAGUGGAAUAACAGGCGAAGCUGCUCAAGACAAAGACAAAUUCGACAUUAAAAGGCUCUUCACAGCAGUUUCAAGUGGAGAGGUUGCCCAGCUAGAGGGACUGGAGCAGUAUCUGCGUCGUGCUAUGAAAUACCUGACUGACUCUGCCUAUCAGUCCAAGGGCAAGACUGCUUUACUCAAAGCUCUCCUAAACCUAAGAGAUGGCAGGAAUGACACCGUUAAAUUGCUCCUUGACAUCACUGAGAAGAUGGGUGAUUUGAAGAAAUUUGUCAAUGCGGCAUAUACUGAUGUUUAUUACAAAGGCCAGACUGCCCUUCAUGUAGCCAUUGAGAGAAGGAGUAAAUACUUUGUUAAGCUUCUGGUUGAGAAAGGUGCUGAUGUCCAUGCCAAGGCCUGUGGGAAGUUCUUUCAGCAGCAUGAUGGACCCUGCUUCUAUUUUGGCGAGCUACCGCUUUCGCUGGCAGCCUGCACCAACCAGAGAGACAUAGUUGACUUCCUGUUGGAAAACCAGUACCAGAAUGCAGAUGUGAGGGAGACAGACUCACAGGGUAACAUGGUUCUCCAUGCUCUGGUGCUGGUAGCAGAUAACAGUCUGGAGAACACGGAAUUUGUUAUUAAGAUGUAUGACCACAUCUUGGCCAAAGCAGCACAGCUUUACCCAAAAGUCAAGCUGGAGGAGAUUGAGAACAACCAACGCCUCACACCAAUUAAACUUGCAGCCAACAGAGGCAAGAUUGAGCUGUUUAAACAUAUGUUACAUCGAGAGUUCCAGGAUAAAGAGACCAGACAUCUUUCCAGAAAGUUCACUGAGUGGGCCUAUGGGCCUGUCUAUUCCUCACUGUAUGACCUGUCAUCACUGGACACCUGUGAGAAGAAAUCUGUCCUGGAGAUAGUCGUUUACGGGACCGAAAUCCCAAAUCGUCUGGAGAUGCUUCAGGUGGAGCCACUCAAUCAGCUGCUGGAGGAGAAGUGGAAGAGAUUUGGUUAUCCAAUAUUUCUCUUCAAUUUUGUAGUUUAUGUGUUGUACCUCUCCGUAUUCUCCACUGUGGCCUAUUUCAGGAAAGACGGAUCAGCUGGUCUGCCACCAUAUCCGUUGGAGGAUACACAAGAGGAUUACUUCCUCCUGGCAGGGCAACUCAUACUUCUCUUGGCUUCUGUUUACUUCUUCUUUAAAGGGUUUUCGGAUUUCAGAAGGAAACGUCCAAAACUGGGAACUUUGUUAAUAGAUGGCUUCUGUGAACUCCUUUUUUUCAUCCAGGCAGUUCUCUUCCUGGCAUCUGUGGCACUCUACUUUUGUGGCAGGAUGGAGUACCUUGGGUUCAUGGUAUUCUGUCUGGCUCUCAGCUGGAUGAACCUACUCUACUUCUCCAGAGGAUCCAAGAACAUGGGCAUCUACAGCGUCAUGAUACAGAAGAUGAUUCUUGGGGACAUUUUACGUUUUCUUUUUGUUUACAUGGUUUUCCUCUUUGGAUUUUCAUCAGCGGUAGUCACUCUACUGGAUGAACCAGAGACAAACAAAACAUUUGUUCCCAAAGCGCGUUUUGGAUAUGUAAACACUGAUGAUUCGAACACUUGCAAAAAGCCAACUUUCAAGAACUUCUACUUCACUACUCUGGAGCUGUUCAAGUUCACCAUAGGCAUGGGGGACCUGGAGUUCACUGAGCAGUACCGCUACAAGGAGGUGUUCUAUGUGCUUCUCAUCUCCUACAUCGUCCUCACCUACAUUCUGCUCCUCAACAUGCUCAUCGCCCUCAUGAACAAAACUGUGGAGAAGAUCUCAGAGGAGAGCACCAGCAUCUGGAGACUACAGCGAGCCAUUACCAUCCUAGAUACAGAAAGACGUCUACCACAGUGUUUGAAGCGCAGACUUCGUUCUGGAGUAGAGAAAAACCUGGGCAAGGGGAAUGGAGAGGACCUUCGCUGGUGCUUCAGAGUGGAGGAAGUCAACUGGAACAAAUGGAACACCUGCCUGGGCAUUAUCCAUGAGGAUCCUGGGAGCCAAGACUUCAAGAUACCAAUGACUCCUCCUAGCAGACCAGGGAGGGGUAAUGUAGCGAUCAUUCUCUUAUCAAACACCCAGUAGAAAUGAAUUGACAGUGUACAAAGUUUUCAAUAAUCUAGUAGCCGUCACUGAUGAUAUCACUGUUGUCUUUGGCUAUUUCACAU